AUGUCUUCCAUUCCUCAACCUGCGUAUCCGCCGUCGCUGGCCGACUGGGAAGACCAUCGAUCUGUCAUAACAAGGCUGUAUGUGGAAGAAGAUCGGAGUUUGUGUGAUGUCCAGCACAUUCUUUGCCACAGGUACCAUUUCCGAUCAUCGUUGCGGUCUUACAAGAACAGACUGAGAGGAUGGGGCAUCCGCAAACAUUAUAAAACAACAAGCAGCCGGAUACGAUCGCCCGCUAUUUUAUUCGGCCCGGAGCUUGCAUCGCUGUCCAGUUUUGGCAGCAAAUCUCGCUUCAGCCAUAUCAAAAGCGAGGAUAAUGACGCAGCUAUGGGCUGUUGUAGGGUGCUUUCCCCUGCGUCUAUCGAUUCAGGAGGGACUCCCCAGCUUUCAGACGCACUCCCUGUUGGGAUCCUGACACCAGUGCACGAUGGAGGAAUGAUGGUGAAGCGACAACCGAGCAACACAACCUCGAUACCUAAUUUCAUGCUGAAGGACGAGUUUAGCGACACGACCAAUUCCAUCGUCAUGGCCGCAAAAGCUUUCAUAACCACCGCCGCUGCGGCAGACGUUGAUGUCCCGACGCGAAUCUCGUCCGAGCAAUCGGUCAAGCAGAUAAGGCCGUUCAGACGACGGAAGAAUUACAUCUGGCACCAAUUCCAGCACGGGCUGACCCUCUUGGAGCAAGCAAACGUGCCUGGCGCCUUUGACGACUUGCAAAGAGGCUGCGCCAUGGCCGAAGCAUAUCUGCGGCGCCCGACCAGACAAGUCCUGAUGAGCCUGUUGGCCGUAAUGGGAAACCGCCGCUGGAGCCGGCAUCAGCAGGCAUGGACGUCCGUCGUGCGGUUCAUGGCUUCCAUGUCCUCGAAGACGCUGGGCCCACGCCACCCGCUCGCCUGCAUCAUGAACAACAUGCGGAGCUGGGACAUGAUGCGUAUCGCCGCCCAGCCCGCGAUGAGAGUUAUCCUCGACACGUCCUCGCGAACGCUGGGCCCGGGCCAUCCCGAAGUGUUGCUCCUCCAACAAGGACUGUGCGUGGAACUGAUGCGCGACGGGGCCUUUGACGCGAGCGAGGCCAUGAUACUCGAGGCCUGCGAGACCAGCGCCGCGACCCACGGACCCACUAGUCUGGCGCGACGCAACUGUCUGCGCCGUCUGGGCAACCUGUACGUCGAACAGCAGCGCUGGGACGACGCCGAGACCGUCUUUGAGACCGUCAUUGCCCUUGAUGCCGAGGCCAACAACCGCUACCACGGCCCCACGGACGAGACCAGCGUCUUUACGUGCCAGAACCUGUCGCUCCUGAAUUGUCGAAGAGGCGACCUGGCGAAGAGCGACUAUUGGGCCCAGCAGGAGCUGGACCUGGCUCUGAAAGUCUAUGGACCGGAGGAUGACUAUUACGCGGAUUGUCUGAACAGGAGGAGUGCGCGGCUCAAUGGCGAGCCUUGCGACAGGUGGUUCUCGUGGCUGGAGGUCAGCUGA
Cladophialophora carrionii CBS 160.54 is the source of this 1476-nucleotide messenger RNA. RefSeq lists its product as uncharacterized. Gene Ontology annotation, molecular function: protein binding. The record is from RefSeq and is a predicted model, not a curated record. The transcript is spliced from 2 exons. The coding region runs from base 1 to 1476 and encodes 491 amino acids. Lineage: Eukaryota; Fungi; Ascomycota; Eurotiomycetes; Chaetothyriales; Herpotrichiellaceae.